This is a messenger RNA of Papaver somniferum (opium poppy), 514 nucleotides long. Its product is annotated as non-specific lipid-transfer protein 1-like. NCBI's taxonomy places the organism in Eukaryota, Viridiplantae, Streptophyta, Magnoliopsida, Ranunculales, Papaveraceae. The transcript has 2 exons. The coding region runs from base 47 to 415 and encodes 122 amino acids. The record is from RefSeq and is a predicted model, not a curated record. Gene Ontology annotation, molecular function: lipid binding. Gene Ontology annotation, biological process: lipid transport. Gene Ontology annotation, cellular component: membrane.
CUAGUGUUUUGGCAUCACUACUAGAUUGUUCUAUCAGUACUCAACCAUGGUUUCUACUAGUAGAAUCACUUCUGCUGCUAUCUACUUGUUCUAUUUCAUUGUGUUGAUGUUGUCAUUCGCAUCUCUCAAGUCCGAAGGUCAACAACUCUUGUGUACGCCUGUUUUAGAUUCUAUUACACCGUGCAUUGAUUACGCUUUUACCGGUGGGCAGACCGUUCCACAACAGUGUUGUGAUAACAUAAAGAAAAUUUCUACGACAAAAGAUGAUAGGCAACAAGUUUGUCAAUGUGCAAAGAAUUUGGCACCGAUGGUUCCUGGGCUCAAUUAUGAAAAUGUAGGUAACAUUCUUAAGAAAUGUGGAGUCGAUGUAUCUCUCAAGAUUUCUCCCGAGAUUGACUGUGCCAAGUUGAACUGAUCAUGAAAGUUGAUUAUGAAGCGUGGUCUAAGAUGGAGGAAAGUUUGAAUAAAGGAAAAAGAAAAAAAAAAAAAAAAAAGGAGUCAUAUUCGUAGAAAA